AUGUAUGUCACACCGUGCAUCAAGUCGAGGGUCUGGCUGAUGAUGAAGCUGGAGCGGCUUUUCUGCUUUCAUGCCUUCAAAGGGGAAGAAGAUGCACCAGCUGUUCACUAUCUGGAGUUGGUCACGGGAGCUGUGAUUUACGCGGGUAGAAAUCCACAAGCGCUUACCCUCUUGUAUGGUUGGGAUCUCGAGUUUUGGAAAGACGAGCUCGGCUACUUGCAAAAUAACGAUCCAAAAUCGGUGGUUGAGAACAUCGGGCGAAGGAUUUAUGAAGGAUUGAGCCGAGCAGAGAAAGAUUUGUUCCUCGACUUGGCAUGCUUCUAUACUUAUUGGGAAAAAUAA
Molecule: messenger RNA, 342 nt
Organism: Linum tenue
Lineage: Eukaryota; Viridiplantae; Streptophyta; Magnoliopsida; Malpighiales; Linaceae
Source: the annotation of a GenBank genome assembly